This is a messenger RNA of Acanthochromis polyacanthus (spiny chromis), 2142 nucleotides long. It is a transcript of the gene aspscr1, whose product is annotated as ASPSCR1 tether for SLC2A4, UBX domain containing. NCBI's taxonomy places the organism in Eukaryota, Metazoa, Chordata, Actinopteri, Pomacentridae. The transcript is spliced from 17 exons. The record is from RefSeq and is a predicted model, not a curated record. Gene Ontology annotation, biological process: signal transduction. Gene Ontology annotation, molecular function: protein binding. The coding region runs from base 24 to 1853 and encodes 609 amino acids.
ACACCGUGACGUCACUACAAACAAUGGCAACCAGCGGCACAGCUGUAACGGUUCUGACUCCAAAUGGGAGAAGACAAACAGUUAAAGUGGCUCCGAACACGCCGUUAUUACAGGUGCUGGAGGACGUCUGCAAAAAGCACGGAUUUAACCCCGACGAGCACGGGUUGAAGUUUCAGAGGACUGUUCUUGACCUCACGCUGCCAUGGAGGUUUGCCAACCUGCCAAACAACGCAAAACUGGAAAUGGUGACAAGCAUGAGGAAACAAGGUGCAACGGACAGCCAGGUGCGGAUUGCUCUCCAGAUGGAGGACGGCUCUCGGCUCCAGGGUUCCUUCUCCUCUGGAUUGAAUCUUUGGGAAGUGCUCACACAUUUCCCCCAGAUCAGCGUGUCGGAGCUGUCUGAAUCAGGAUCCACUCCUGUGUGUGUUUACAUGAGAGACGAGGUGAGCGGGGAAGAAGCACUAAAGAAGGCCACUCUGAAGUCUCUGGGUCUUACAGGUGGAAGUGCCAUUGUCAGAUUUUUACUCAAGAAGGACAAAACACCAGGAGAGGAAGAUGAACCUGAAACAGCUGCUAUGCCAACCACACCUGUUGCCAAGGAAACCACGCCUAGCGUAUCGCCUCAGCCUGAUCCCGCUCCAUCACGUCCAGAGCCGUCAGACACAACUGUGCCAAUCAAAAAUCCAAGCCCUGAUUCGCCAAUGGAAACCGUACCUGCACCACUUCCCGUGAAGGCCACGGAUACAACUCCUGUUCAGCAGGAAGACGUUCCGAACUCCCAGGAUGCAGUUCGGCCUAAAGUCCCUCCCACAGGAAGACAAACACCAGAGGCAGAUGGAGAGGAAGCGGGGCCUUCAGGACUGAACUGUCACCCAUCUCCUUCUGCUCCCUCGGCUCCAUUCAUUCCUUUUUCUGGGGGUGGUCAGCGUCUUGGGGGUCCGGGAGGUGGAGCAGUUGGCCGCUCGCUGUCUUCAUCGUCAUCAUCAUCGCUGUCAGCUCUGACUGCUGCAGUAGAAUCACCCAAAGCCAAGAAAGCCAAAUCCAGCCGCAGUUCAAGCAGCAAGUGUAAAGCCACUGCCAACCUGACAGACAAUGACAUGGAUCAUGGAGAAGAGUUCUUGGAGCCGGUGGAGAGGGAGCCUCUUAUCUACCACUUGGACUCGAUGUCCCAUCACUCUGAGGACCUGGGGGAUCUGCCCGACGAGUUCUUCGAGGUGACCGUGGAUGACAUCCGGAAACGAUUCGCCCAGCUGAAGAGUGAGAGGAAGUUACUGGAGGAGAGUCCGCUUAUGACCAAAUCUCUGAGAGAAGCACAGAUGAAAGAGAAGAUGGAUAGAUAUCCCAAAGUGGUCCUGAGGGUCCAGUUUCCAGACAGACAUGUUCUACAGGGUUUCUUCAGGCCUCUGGAGACAGUUGGCGCUGUGAGGCAGUUUGUGAGGAGUCACUUGGAGGAUCCUCAGCUUAGUUUCUACCUGUUCAUCACCCCUCCAAAAACUAUCCUGAGCGACUCUUCAGCUACACUAUUCCAGGCCGACCUGUUUCCUGGCGCAUUAGUGUACUUUGGCUCCGAUGUAAAAACAGAUUUUUACAUAAAGGGAGAACUGCUUGAAUCUUCUGUCUCGGCCUUUCAAGCAAAUGAGUCCAUUGCGAGCUGCAUGCUUCGGUCCCAGACGCCCCCCUCCAGCUCUGCGGGCUUCAAGGAGCCGCUGCCGCCCGUCCAGGAGCCCACAGCAAACACCAGCGGAUCCACACAAGACGAGCCAGAUCCGUCUGCACAAACCCAGGCUGCUAAACCCACCAGAUCUGACCCAGGGAAGGUGCCAAAGUGGCUCAAACUUCCAGGUAAGAAAUAGGACUUGUGCUGUGUGUGGAUGGAGGAAUGACCACGACAGACUGACGCACUUAAAUCUUAGCUAUGCUUCACUUAGAGGCUCAACUUUGGUGACCGCAGUGGACUUAUUCCGUCGUGGAGGAUGCCUACACUUACCUAGAUCUUGAAACGGUCAAAAUUAUGAGAUACACAGUGGAAUUACUGAAUUGCUGAAAAGAAUGCUGUGUUUUAUUCUAGCUGAUUGCUGGAAAGAGAAAGUGCUUAAGUGAAAAUGUAGUGUAAAGUGAAUAAACAUUGUUGUAUUAAAAGUG